This is a messenger RNA of Eutrema salsugineum, 1782 nucleotides long. RefSeq names its product AT-rich interactive domain-containing protein 5. The record is from RefSeq and is a predicted model, not a curated record. Gene Ontology annotation, biological process: regulation of transcription by RNA polymerase II. The coding region runs from base 249 to 1556 and encodes 435 amino acids. Gene Ontology annotation, molecular function: DNA binding. Gene Ontology annotation, cellular component: nucleus. Lineage: Eukaryota; Viridiplantae; Streptophyta; Magnoliopsida; Brassicales; Brassicaceae. The transcript is spliced from 14 exons.
AGAAAAAAGAAAGGUUUAAGAGUUCUUGUGUUCAAUUUCUGUUUUUUUUCGCAUCGUUUUAAUCUUUAAACCACCGAUCCACAUUUUCGAUGUGCCUUUACCAUAAGAAUCCGUGAAAUUGAAUUUUCUCCGCCGGCGUCCUUCAAUUUUCUCCGUCUUCUAUCAAAACCCUAAACCGACCGCACCGUCCCCUGCGUUUUCUUCCGGCGUCGUCUUCGCUGCGAAACCGAGAAGAAAGAAGCUUUUUGAUGGCGGACACCGAAAUGCAAGAGCAAGAAUUGCCUUCUGCUCCCGUUGAGACCAAAUGUGCAGAUGAAGAGCCUUCCGAACCAGUGAAGGACCAAAACUCCAUUGAAAGACCUCAGUCCCCUGUUCCCGAGGAUAAGACUCUUACUUUGGAGACUGAUGUUCAUUUAUCUGAUGCUCCUCCCAUUACUAAUGAAAACAUUACCAAUGAAACUGAGGCUAGUGAAGAGGUAGGUGGUCAGAACAGUGUUGAUGGGAAUAAUGGUGAUGUUGAUCAGUCUCAGAAGAAGGUUACGAGUGAUGGAGGUCAAGAGGAGACAACACUGGGGGAACCAUCGACUCCUCAAGCUGCUGGUGAAAGUGUUAAAAAGUGGAGGACGUGGUUGCUGAAUGAUUCUGAGGUCAGGGAAGUUGAUGAAACAGGAACGCCAGAGGAUCAAGAGGCGUUUAUUAAAGAAGUGGAGGCCUUCCACAAGGAGAAUUUCCUGGAAUUUAAAGCUCCCAAGUUUUAUGGACAGCCCUUAAAUUGUCUCAAGCUAUGGCGAGCCGUCAUCAAGUUAGGUGGCUAUGACGUGGUCACCACAUCUAAGCUAUGGCGGCAAGUUGGAGAAUCCUUCCAUCCUCCAAAGACAUGCACUACAGUCUCCUGGACAUUCCGCAUUUUCUAUGAGAAGGCACUUUUAGAGUAUGAAAAGUUUUUAAGGCAAAAUGGUGAGCUUAACCUUCCUGGCUCAGCUUUUCUUCCAUCUUCCGGCCUUGAAAAAGAGGCAAGUAGCCAUCAAGGUUCAGGGUCAGGCAGAGCACGAAGAGAUGCUGCAGCUCGUGCUAUGCAGGGUUGGCAUUCUCAGCGCCUUCUUGGAUCUGGGGAGGUUACUGAGCCUAUUGUUAAGGAUAAAGGCUUAAAUUCAACCCCGAAGCAAAAGAACCUCAAAAAUAUUGGUGUCCAGAAACAAAAAACACCAACUGGCGUGGACCUUGUUUUAUCACAUGAAACAGACAAACAGUCAAAUGCCGAGGUUAUUGAUGUUGGACCCCCUGCGGACUGGGUGAAGAUAAAUGUCAGAGAAACUAAAGACUGCUUUGAGAUAUUUGCGCUGGUACCUGGACUUCUUCGCGAAGAGGUCCGCGUUCAAUCAGACCCUGCAGGGCGGCUAGUUAUAGCAGGGCAACCUGAGCAGCUUGAUAAUCCUUGGGGAAUCACACCUUUCAAAAAGGUUGUGAACUUUCCAGCAAGAAUCGAUCCGCUGCAUACAUCAGCGGUUGUGAGCCUCCACGGGCGACUGUUCGUGCGAGUCCCAUUUGAGCAGUGACCUGACUCAACCCAAAGUUCUUUAUUUGUUCCUUUGAUGAAUUCGAGGAUCUAGGUUCUUUAGGAAUUUGUCAGAACAAGAAAAGAAAAACGUUAGCAAAUGUGAUAGUUCGACUGUAACAUUGAUGUUCCACUGAAGUUAGUAGGAGGCUGCUCCUGAUUCUCAAGUCAAGGAUGCCACCGACAAUAACAGUGUGGUAUGAAUUUGGAAGGUUAUGAUUUUCAAA